GAUAGGCUCGUCUGAAAAUCUUCAUCAAUGGCAUACACGCGUUCUUCUAAGUUUACUUACUUGUUAUAUCAAGCUAGGUUAGGAUGACAUGCAUGACGUGAAGAUAAGGAGCAAGCUGGGUGUAGGUUAUCUCAAGGUGUGUUCUUCUUUCCUAUUGCUUAAUGUGAUUGUCUAGACAAUUCUCCUAUACACUCCUUUUUUGAGUAAUUGUCUCAUUUGUCUAUCACUACCCUUUUUCUUCACUCUUUUAACUUGACAUUCUUGGAGAACUUCUAUCCUUACCUCUUUAUCAUUUGAUAUGCACGUCUUUUCUUUCAUUACAAUAUUUUCAUAAUACCACUUUCUUUCGUAUCACCACCACUUGCCUCUCAUACCAUAUACUUAUCACCACCGCCAUGUUAUUUAAUCCACCCCGGAACUCUCCUCGUCUCCUCUUCCUGGCUCUGCUCUCCACCUUGUGCCUCUGUUUCCUAUUCCAAUGGCGCCGUGAACUCUCCUCUUCCAAAACAUCCUGGAAACUUCUCCCUACGCCCCUAUCUCCCGAAAUCUCAGUCAAGGAUCCAAAACCCCGCUUUGAAUCUUUCCUCUCUAAACUUUUAGAACAAAAACCCUCAAAUUCAUCUCUAGAACUUCCAGACGGAUACGUGCUAGUCCGCAUCGAGGAGAUCAAUGAAGAAUCAGAACGAAUAGAUCAUCUCACCUUAAGCCAAGAAGAUCUUGAUAUCUCCACAAAAGCUCACUCCAACGUCCUAGAAAUUCUGCCACAAUACUCUGACUUGAUUACCUACGCCCCCAAAACCAACGGACUCAUAACCGUCGGUGGCGGUUCCUACACCCCCGCCCUCCUCGUCUCUAUUCGCAUGCUGCGAAAAACAAACUGCACCCUCCCAAUCGAAGUAUUUAUCCCCACCCACGAAGACUACGACCCCUAUUCAUGCGAAAUCCUCGCCUCCCUAAACGCAAAAUGUGUUUCGCUCCCCUCAUUCCAAAAUGCCACCAUCGACCGCUACCAAUACAAAUCUCUCGCAUUCCUCUUCUCCACCUUCGAAUCCGUCCUUUUCCUCGACGCCGAUAACUUCCCCCUCGUAGAUCCCACUCCGUGGUUUUCUGCCCCCGUCUUCCAGGAAAAAGGAAUGAUCACCUGGCCCGAUUUCUGGGCCAACACCGCUUCUCCUCUUUUCUAUACCCUGGCGAAUCAAUCAGUCCCGGCUAUCCAAUCCCAACACGCAUCUUCCGAAGCGGGCUCAAUCCUUAUUUCCCGCAAUCUUCACAGUCAAACAUUACUCCUAGCCUUCUAUUACAACCUCUUCGGACCAGGUUUCUACUACGAAAUGUUAGCGCAGAAAGGAAUAGGUGGAGAAGGAGACAAAGAAACUUGGGUAGCUGCGGCGAACGUGUUGAAAAAAGACUACUGGCAAGUUCGAGAAAGAAACCACGCUCUAGUAAGUGUAGAACAAGUAGAAAAAGAAGAAGAAGACGAAGAAGGAAAUUGGAGGAAAACAGGAGAAUGGGUCCGAGUUGGAGAAGAAAAUUUAGACGAGGUGGUUGCGAUGGUGCAGUUUGAUUUUAUCGCGGAUUAUGAAGCUUCAUUCCCUCCUUCUCCGUCUCCAUCUCCAUCUAUUUGGAAAUUCGAUCUCAAAACUAAGAAAGCCUCGGAAGAAUCCGAAACGGAAGUCAAAGAUGUGGAGGUCCCUACUUCGCGAAAUAAUCCAGAUGCAAAACUUGUAUUCCUCCAUGCAAAUCGUAUCAAGUUGCAUCCGGCAGAAGUGCUCGAGCGCUUAGAUGAUUUCCAUGGCAGGGGAAGAAUGUGGGGAGCGAAAGAAAAAACGAUUCAGCGUUUUGGGAGAGAUUUGGAAGCGGAGAUUUGGGAACAGGUGAUUGAGGUGGCGUGUAGAUAUGGGGAUACUUUGUUAUUGGAGGAGGGAGAGGGAGAGGGAGAGGAGGGGAAGCAGAAUUCGAAGGAGAAGGUGUGUGAGGAUUUGAGGCGGUUUUGGUGGGGGAUUUUGGGGGCAGAGGAGGUGGAAGAAAAAGUAAGGAGUGCGGGGGAGGAAGAUAGAAGGAAGGUGGUGAGAGGGAAUGGGGGAGAAGGGGAAGGAGAGUGGAAGCCGAGGUUGGGUCACGAGGAUGGGGUUAAGAGGUCUGGGUAGAUUAAGUAAAUCAUUGAAUGGAAAAUGUUUUACACAAGGUUGGGUUGAUUUUACAGCAUUAGGAGUUCAAGGAACAAGGCGUCAAGGAAAGCAAAGCAUAAAGCACAGCAUAGAAACAUUGAUA
Botrytis cinerea B05.10 is the source of this 2271-nucleotide messenger RNA. RefSeq lists its product as hypothetical. The transcript has a single exon. The record is from RefSeq and is a predicted model, not a curated record. Gene Ontology annotation, cellular component: Golgi apparatus. Gene Ontology annotation, molecular function: alpha-1,2-mannosyltransferase activity. Gene Ontology annotation, biological process: mannan biosynthetic process. NCBI's taxonomy places the organism in Eukaryota, Fungi, Ascomycota, Leotiomycetes, Helotiales, Sclerotiniaceae. Bases 396 to 2147 code for a protein of 583 amino acids.